GCAUAAUUUUCAGGUAAGGAGCAAGAUGCAUUCUGUUCAAGUGAAAACGGAGGCCUCAGCGUCAUCAUUACGGCAACAGCAGGCCUCAUCCAUGGGGAGACUAGGGAGUAAUACGGAUCAUGCAAUCAAACUCGCAGAGCUGCUUAUGCGAGCAUCUGUCGUCAUCAAGGAGGAACGUCUCAGAUCAACUACCCUCGCAGUACGCAAUGACCAGCUCAGUGUUGUGUUGGAGGGCUUUCUUCGGGAAAAUUUUGAGAGCCGAGAUUCUCUAGCUGCUGUGCGUCAGUGUCUACACAAGAGCACUGCACAAUUAGGACAACUUCAGGGUUCUUGCACUUCAAUAUCAAACCCAAUUGACAGUCACCAAAUGCUGGAAAACAGUGCUAAAACGGGUAUUAAAAACUCAACUACAUCACACCAGUUGAUAAUAUGCAAUGAACUACAGAAAGAUGCAUGCGCAGUUACCACUGCCGAUGUUGCUUCCAUAGCAGCUACACGGCUGCGUCGCGCCUUAGUUCCUGCACCGAACAAACAGCAGCUUGGUGAAGUGGUAGAUGUUAUGGUCAGAGCUUUGCAUAAAGAUCUAAAGCAGAAGGUAUCCAGCAGAGAAUCCCAACUACCGCUGAAGGUCAGCACAACGGCAUCAAAACUUCAUUUCCAUCGACUGAAAGCAUGCAUGUACCUUUUCGAGUUGACCUGCUCUAAUACCACAUUUGAAUCUCUUCCGUGUAGUGGUAGUACUUACGGGCGCACACGUGAGAGAGACUCGGUCUCCGUAUAUUUAUAUCCCUCAAACACAAAUAUUACCAAACACACAUUCCCUAAGACGAGGAAAAGGCAGCAAGUACUCAACUUUGCCAUACACAGUGAUCAGCUUUGCAUACUCAGAGGGGGAGGUCACGUAAAUGCAUUAGAAUACUUUGAAAGGGAGCUUCAUGCUUGGUAUAAUGGGCUCGCAAAGGUCUCGGCGUCUUGACUUGCGAACUUUUGUAUAAAAUUGAAGAUGAUAUCAAAGAGAAAGGCCCUGUUGCAAACAUAUGACAUAUUAUGGAUAGAUAUUAAUUUGUAGGAAAACA
This is a messenger RNA of Phytomonas sp. EM1, 1076 nucleotides long. NCBI's taxonomy places the organism in Eukaryota, Euglenozoa, Kinetoplastea, Trypanosomatida, Trypanosomatidae. The record is from the annotation of a GenBank genome assembly.